Messenger RNA from Trypanosoma cruzi, 1257 nucleotides. Its product is annotated as pumilio/PUF RNA binding protein 5, putative. Gene Ontology annotation, cellular component: cytoplasm. The transcript has a single exon. The record is from RefSeq and is a predicted model, not a curated record. Gene Ontology annotation, molecular function: mRNA binding. NCBI's taxonomy places the organism in Eukaryota, Euglenozoa, Kinetoplastea, Trypanosomatida, Trypanosomatidae. The coding region runs from base 1 to 1257 and encodes 418 amino acids. Gene Ontology annotation, biological process: post-transcriptional regulation of gene expression.
AUGGUCAUGGCCGCGUCAAACGACCCAAAUGACCACGUGGCAUUCAGUGGCCCUUAUUUGAAGCAGGUGCUCCCACCGCGGACAUCGACGGAUAUCAACUGCAGUGCCACCACACAAGGCAGUGCGAUAACGGCUGGACGAAUUCGUCGCUACACACACAACCCAUAUGCGUCGCAGUCAGCGACUACAUCGUGCAGCUCCACUAACACCUCACGGCAGCUGAACUCCUCUAAUAACACUAGCUGCGAUAGCUCCAUACAGGUUUACAACAAUUGCUUUGCGCGAGAGGCUAGUGGGGCGGAAUUGGCUCUUUUGAGCAGCAACUUACUGGAGCAAUUUUUUGCUGUUGUGGGGAACAUUCCGCGGACGGCAUGCACAGUGACUGGCCGCCACCUUCUUGUCUCGGUCCUCCGCCUGCAGCAUACGGACAAGGUGCAGAUCAUUAUUGACGAGCUUCUUCCGCAGCUUAACAUUGUCGCGCUUGAUCAGCAGGGAUGUCACGUUGUGCGUGCUCUCAUUGAACUUAUCUCAACCGAGCUGUUGGAAACGAUUCUGCCGCACUUUGCACCGAAGACAAUAAUUGAAUUGGCUGUCAGCUCGCAGCACACCCGCCGCGUUGUGCAAAGCAUAUUUGAGCGCCAUAAGAGCGAGGCCCUUACACCAAUUGUGACGACGAUUGCACAAAGCGGUCAACAACUGGCAGUCUCACAACAGGGAUGCAUCGCCGUCAUUCGCACCAUUGAAAAUUCUCUACCACACCAGCGGCGGUCCGUUAUCUCGAUGCUACUUCCAGUUUUGCCAAGCCUCACGAUGAACUGCUACGGCAACUACGUGGUGCAGUGUCUGCUUCAACACAUGGACCAUGCCUCUCUUGUGUCGGUUGUCUGCCACAACUUUGCGGGACACUGGUUAACACUUUCAUGCAACAAGUUUGCCUCCAAUGUCAUUGAAAAAGUUGUAUGGCAACUCGACGGGGUGGCGCGCAAGGAAGUGGUGGAUGAACUUGUCAUGGACGCAAGUAAUCUCAGAUGUCUUAUGCAGGACGGGUUUGGUAACUUUGUUCUGCAGGCGAUCAUCGACUCGUCCAAUGACUUGGAGGAGUUCAGUGAGGUCUCAAGCCGUGUGAGGCCGCUACUACACACCAGCCCGUACGGUCACAAGAUUGGCAACAGGCUGCAUGGCGGGUUGGUGCGCUCGCUACAAGUUACACCCGCCCCACAAGUCGGUGGUAGUGCAGCUCCGCUCAUGGAUGAGUGA